Molecule: messenger RNA, 6030 nt
Organism: Mytilus californianus (California mussel)
Lineage: Eukaryota; Metazoa; Mollusca; Bivalvia; Mytilida; Mytilidae
Exons: 18
Coding region: 152-3490 (1112 amino acids)
Source: RefSeq, a predicted model, not a curated record
AAUAUGUCACGUAUUGGAGCGUAAAGAACAAACCCAUGUAUAAGGAAUACAGAUAGUUAUUCUUAGAAGACUUAUUUAUUGUCAGUCUUGGUAAUUGUAUAUAUUUCCUCAAAGGAGACUAAAUGAAAGACAGAACUGCAGUUUUAGAACGAUGAUGUUUGGUCAACAGGAUUGUCUUUUCCAAGCUGUAUUUUUGUUGUUUGUUAUGUUUUCGGACAUUCCAGCUGCACCUAUUCUAUCAAUGGAGGAAUUAGUCGAUGGUUUUCGUCGACAACAGAUGGUAAUGUCGAGUACUAUGAUAAACGCAAGUCAAAGUUUAGGACUUCCUGACAGGUUGGCUGAGGCAGAGGUGGAGGAAGCAGAGGAACGAAGUACUCAAGCUUUCAGAAGAAAAAACGAGGCCAAAACUCCGUUUAUAGCCACAAGCUCGCGCCUUGGUUUAGGAUACAUAUGCAGAGGAUAUGAUAUAUACAAAGGAAACCCAGUGAGUGACGAAGGAGAAGUUGACCAGGGAUUUCGUCUUCCGGUCUUAGAUUUGCCAUUUAACUUCCGUUUUACUGCAGACGGCGAAUACAGAAUUCCAGACAACGUUGACGUUAUUUCUGAGACAAGUGCGUCGUUCGGAUCGUCGUAUCAUCAAGUUAAAACUGAAACAGAUUACCAAAGCAUGCUGCAGGUCGACGUGUCAGUCCAUGCAGAAGCCAGUGGUUUUGGUUUCAGUGGAAGUUUUAUGGCCAGCACUUCUUACCAAAAAACAGUAAAAGAAAUGACAAAAGGAGAAACAACGACCUUAGAUAUUGUUGGUAGAGCUAAUGUUUACAAAGCUAGAUUGUCUUCAGCUGGAACAAUGUCCAAACUGAGUGAUUUUCUGGAAGACAACAUCAGAGCCUUGCCGAGUGAGAAUUGUGAAGAAGAUGCAAUACAGCAGAGGUAUAUUCAACUAGUUGAACAAUUCGGAACUCAUUACACAACUGAGGUUGUUAUGGGAGCAAAAGCGGUACAAGAAUUCAGAUUCAAAAAUUCUGAUCUAGAUAGAUUUCAAUCUGUUGGCCUCUCGGUAAAGGCUGCAGCUGAGCUUUCUACUCCUUUUGGAGUAAGUGGAGGGUUUAGUGUUGGUGUUACCAAUAAUCAAGAAAUGAGGGAAAUGGUAUCAAACACGGAAAAGGAGCAAAGAGAAUAUUAUAUUGGUGGGAGUCCUCCAUCCGGGGACUUCACUUUAGGAUCAACAGAAAGUUUAAGAGAAUGGGCGAGAUCUGCAGCUGAAAAUCCAGCGCCUAUACAAUAUAAACUGUCAUCAAUUGAUGCACUUAUUAAACCAGAGUACUUUAAAAGACCUAUUUCGGAACUGUAUGAAAGAAGAAAAUGUUUACGUAAAGCACUUUUUAUGUACUGUACGAGGACGAUAGAAGCAAACCACUGUGGUCUUUUAUCAGAAUCAUAUGGAACCACCAAUUCUUUCAAGUUUGGUGAUUUUGUAAAAUUCAGAAAUGGCGCUUCAUUUUUGGCACUAUCGCAACAUUAUGGAAUAUCACCAGGACUGACAAUCAAGCCAUUGACUACAGUUUCUGCAAUAACAAACUACGACGGAUUAUUCCAAAUGGUUCCACCUGAGGGUAUCAACAAAUUAGGAAUAAAUGUUCAUUAUGGAGAGCCAUUUCUCCUGAAGACGAUAGAGGGCGAUAUGUUGCAUAUGGGAAAAGCGAUGAUUUUGAAUACAGAUAUGCCGGCAGAAGCAAGAUUACUAGAUGUCUUAACUAAUAAAGACGAAGCAAGGUCAGUCAACAUUAGCCACAGUCAAAUAACUGACUUCUCCAUUUUCCUUAAAAGGACAAAAGCUUGUUCGUACGUAAUAUUUUUGUAUUACUACUGUUAUUUGCGAGAAACUCCCACUUUCCAAGUACAAAUGAUGGGAAAGGAAGGAACACUCAGCGGUUUUGUGAAAAUUAACUGUACAUGUUCCAAGCAUAGAUGUGGUGGAUAUUGGUUCCAUGGUAUUAUCAUCGAUUAUGACAUAGGAUAUAUAAGCUCAGUAAGAAUUAUGGGUCUUUAUGGAGCAACGACAGACAGAAUAAAUAAACUAAGAAUUAAAAAUUUCAUAAAUGGUGUAAAAAGAGAACUCAGCUGGAACCUGGGUCACUGCAGCGGUCGUGUAUUCGAAAUCAGAACAAGUCUCUCGAGAAGAACAGUACAAACUGAUUUAGACUUAUAUCCAGUUCAGUUCACAUUCCACAGUACAGAUAAGGCUAACUUACAAGGACAACCUGUAAAAUUGGGCGACACUGGUUUUAUUCAUGUUUUAUCAUCAAUGCCAAGAAAAUCUUUCUGGGACCAGGGAAUUACACAGUUAAUGAGUGUACAAAAUAUGGGUAAAGUAGGAAUUAAAGAAAUAGGACCAGGGUCACAUCAACCUAUUUCAACAGUUUGUAGUGGUUUUAUAUAUCCCAGCCCUUCAGAUUUUAGCCAUCGUCAUGACUUUUCUGAUCGUAUCUUAAUUUCGUUUGAUGUCAACGUCAUGGUUAACUAUGUUGAGAUAGAAUCUGACUCUGAAAUUAACACUACUGACUUUAAUAUUCAAUAUGUAAAUGAGGAAAACGAAGCAUUCAUGGAUAUACAUGAUCUUGAAAGAACAGUGACUAAUAACACACUGAAUCUGACAUUGAAAUCGCCGAUGUACACUACUGCUAUUAAUGUUUAUUAUACCAAGGACAUUCCUGACGACACAAACAUAACUCAGAUUAUCACAAUGAUCGUUGUGAGUGGCUGUCCCAAGGCAGCUAUAGAUACCGACAAUACAAAUACCAGUAAACAAGAAUGGAAAGUAACACUCAGCGAAAAUCUGAUUCAAAAAUCCCCCUAUCUCAAGGUGAUCACGAGGUCGAGUAACACUAUAGAUCCGGUAGAGUUAUUUAAGCGGACCGAAUUACCCGUUUCGGGAUCAUUUUCGAUAACGGUUCCUUUAUUGGAAAGCCAAUUCGAUUGUAAUUUUACUGCAGAAUCUUUACAAAGUUAUCUAGAAAAGGCAAGCAGUGUCUCGGAACUGAAAUUUGAAAAUUUAAAACUUACAAGAAGAUCUCAUAAUAACGGAGAAGAAGUACUUGUUUCGGUGAAUUUAAUAGGUAUCAACCUCAUUGAAUAUAACCAAGGAUUUAUGUCAUUGAACAGCACCGUGAAGUCAGCAAUUAAAAGUAUGACCUGUAACACUGACACUGGUCAAACGUUACCACCACAAAGCGAAUCAUCCAAAAUUACAAAUCAAUCGUCUUCAUCUUCAACAUCUACUGGCAGCAUCGUUGGCUUCACUAUUAUAAGUCUUCUCCUUUUUACCAUCUUGCUGUUUUUAGUUUGUAAAACAUACCGAGAAUCAACCGAUAAGAAAGGAAUAAUACGACGAGAAUACAUUGAACAGCCACACGUAAAUAGAAGUUACAACGAGUAUGACACUGAAGAUGCUAGCAAUGAACACGAGCUUUAUAUAAAUGAACAAAGAUGAGGAGAGAAUCUUAUAUACUGUUAUGUAAUAACAUAUUAUUGUAUAAAUGUAACUUAUCUAUUUCUCUCGUCCUUGCUAUUCUUAUUGAAUGAACUAAUCUUCCUAACCAUGCUAAAAAAGUACAAGUAUAAACGCAUUUCCCUGUUAUUUAUAUUUUGCUUUAAAAUAAUCGACCUGAAAGUAUUUUUAUGUUGUUUUUUUAAAUUUUAUUCACGAAAUUACCUUGGUAGUUUAAAGUCUAUAAUACUGAGCAUAUAUUUUAUGCCACAGUACGAAUGGGAUAUUAGUAGGACCCAGAAUCCUAUUUGUAUAUCUUAAAAUAAAUUGGUUCUGUUAUUUUGUUAAGUAAUAAUUAGAACACACCCGCGACAUCGCGGAUCCGUGACCGAAUUAAAGUACCUACGCCUAAUUUUAGUAUUUUUUAGUAUUUGUAUUGUCAUCUGAUAAAGUCAUGCUGAUUAUAAGGUGCACAGUUGUCGCUGCUUUCAAAAUCUUUCUUUUGGUAAUAUAAAUUAUGUUGAAAACAAAAGGGUCUGGAAUGGUGUAAGUUUUAAUCUACACCAUUGUCGUAUAUUAGUUAUAUAUAAAGUUGAAUUCUUUGAUUCGUCGUUUUUACUUCAUGUCAUCUAACAAAUUGGACCUCGUUAUUUUAGUAGUGUAGAUACGACAUGAAUAAUACGCACAUUUUCUUGCAAAGUUAAAGGACUGAACCCAAAUGUCAGUAAGGAUCCUUUUUUACAUUCAUAUAUUGUAGUUUUCGAGAACGACGAGAAGUCAAUCGAGUAUAUAAUCUUCUGUAUAAUGAUUUUGUAAUACAUGUAACAUUAACGGUAUCAAUCGUGUUGCAGCAGAUGUGUAUUUCGACAAAUGAUCGCCAAAAUCUGUAUAGUUUUCAGUAACUCUGGGUAAUAGGUGAACUUUGGUAUAUGGAAUUAUUGGAGGGUAAACAUAUCUGUCAGACAGGGUUCACCUGAACUUAACAAUAUUUCAUCGUUCCAGUGAUCAACGUUAAGUCUUUUAGUGAUAAAAUUAGUUUCCCGGAAACUAUAUUGUGAAACUGUAUUCGUUGUAUAGAAUUCAUCUGAAUCUGUCAGUGACAUGUAUCAUUGAUAAUUUUACGUUUUAGUGAUAAAUAUAAUAGGACCUUGAUCUCAGCUUUUUGCUAUAAAAUUAAAUCAAAUCAGUAAUGCAGGCGAGACAUACCAGUGUAUGAUAAGUUUAGAAUGGUAAAUAAUAUAUUGAAUUGGUGUUUCGUUUCGGAUGUCCUACCUUUACCCCUGGAUAAUUGGAUUUAAUGAAAAAUGUACAUUCUUACGGCUGUAGAUACUGAACUUAUUUUUUGUUCAUAAGUCUACAUGGUGACACAGAUAGAUUUCUCGUUUUUUUCCCGGUUGACAUAGUUUUUACGACACUUACAAAGUCCUUUCUCCCUUUCAUAGGGGGGUUCAUGUCGUCUCGGCACAUCUACUUGCAGCUCUAUCUUUUAUUGAUGUUGGUUCCUAAUAAUCAUGAUGAUUUUUCAAUUUCUGGAAGUACACCACUUAUUCAUGGCCCCAUUGCUUUCUAUGUUAAAUUCUUCAAUUUCAAGCGGACACAGCUCUUUUGUUUCAAGUUCAAAUAAAGUGACAAUCAUUGCAUGUCAAAGCAACACUUUAUGGUGCCUUGUACUGGAAAAAUCAACAUACCUUUAAUGGCAUAUAAGAAAGAACUGGUUCCCGGAACUUCGGAUGUACCAAAACAGGUACUUCAGAUCUGAUAUACAGACAAAAAGUACCCUCUUUAUAAAAUUUGGUGCAGUUUUUUUAAUAUUCAAAAUUAUAAGUCAAAAAGUGUUCUACAAUGAUCACCAGUCAUUCAGCUUUCAUUUGAUACCAACAAUACCUAAAUAUUCUACAUAUUUUGAAAGUUACACUCAUGCGUAGGAACUAUUUUGUGUUAAAUAUGUACUACUUUCUGGAAUGUGCUUUCUGGCCGGGCCGAAUUAGUGGUGUUACACCUUCUAACUUUUUUUAGUAUUAAAACGCAUCAAAAAUCAUUUCAAAAAAAAUAUUUCCCAUUUCUAGAGUUGUUUUUGUGUAUCAAAAUACUUAGAGCAACAAAACUACCUACUGUAGCCUUUUUUCUGCUAUAAUAUUUUUUUAAUUAUUUAAAGCACUAAGGGUUUUCAAUACCCAGGCAUAGAUUGUUCAAGCCUUAUUUUUGGAUUUUUUAUCUACAAUGCUCUUCAACUUCAUAUACGAUAGAUCUUCCAACUGUUUUGAUUCGAGUGUCGCUGAUGAGUUUAUGUAGUCGAAAUACGCGUCUAGGCGUGACAUAUUAAUAGUCUGGUAACUUUGAUAAUUUUUACAACCUUUGGAUAGUUGACAAUGCUUUUUGGAAGUUUCUUCCCCGAUAGUUUAACCUGUAGUCAGCACUUCUUUUUUACAUGACGAACUCAAUGUUCCAUUGAUUUUUGUUAAUUUUCUGUUGAUAAAAUUAUUUGAAGUACUAAGAUUUUGCUACAGCAAUAAAUUAAAUUGUUUUAGCCACAUUUUCGGAAA